AUGGAGCUGACGUUCGAAACACUUAGCAAAGGUCGUGCAUUUGUGGUUGCUGCUAAGAUAGACGGAAAACUAUUCCCUUCGGCAGAAGCACGAAACAUGAAAGAUGCAAGGCGUGAAGCCUCAGAUGUUGCUCUGAGAACCUUACUGGGUCGCAAUAUGAACGAAGGUAUCGAAGAGGGAUCUUUGGCCAUCACUGACCCUUCUGCAAGCGUUUUGAGCAAAGUUAGCACGCAUUUUGAUCUGAUAGCUGCACUUUCACUUCAUAAAUUCUUGCAGAUUGCAGCCUCCAUCUCCGAAAAAUUUGCUGGUAGAAAGGUUGUGGCAUGCAUGAUUAUGAAAAAUAGCCCAGAAGACUCUGGCCGAGUUGUUGCCGUGGGAACUGGUAACCGUUGCGUCACUGGAGAGAGGCUGAGUAUGGAAGGAAAAGUGGUGAACGAUUCUCAUGCUGAAAUUGUUGCUCGUAGGUCUCUGAUGCGAUUCUUUUACGGACAAUUAAAUAGUUACUACGAUGGAAAUGAUUCUAUUUUUUGUACCGAAAGAGGGGUCAACGAAGCUUGAUGUUCGCGAAGGUGUCUCAUUUCACCUUUACAUCAGUACAGCUCCGUGUGGUGACGGUGCCUUGUUCACUCCCCGAGAGGAGCCCAACUCUGACCUCUCUGAAUACUCCAAAGAGCAUAAUCCUAUAUUUACAACCAAGCAACAGGGCAUUCUGCGAACAAAGAUCGAAGUUGGCGAGGGUACUAUUCAAUUGAUUCAUCUGAUGGUAUUCAAACAUGGGACGGGCUUUACGAGGUAAACGGUUACGCACCAUGUCGUGUAGUGACAAGAUUUGUCGCUGGAACGUUUUGGGACUUCAAGGCGCACUUCUUAGUCACUUCAUCGAGCCGGUUUACCUAA
Messenger RNA from Pocillopora meandrina, 897 nucleotides. Lineage: Eukaryota; Metazoa; Cnidaria; Anthozoa; Scleractinia; Pocilloporidae. The record is from the annotation of a GenBank genome assembly.